UUUGCUGAAAAGAUUGGAAUGGUUUUAAGCCGACUGAAGCUAAGCUCACACUCGGGUGCAUCAGCUGCCAGCUCUUCUCCCUCAACAGAGAGUAAGUUUUGAUACCAGGAUCUGAAUGCACCAGAUGAAGAAAUGAUUCAGCAAGUAACAUCUUACUGGAGAUCACUGGUCAUCCCUUUGUUUUUCUGUCUGCUUCUACAAUCACCACAGACACAGCUUUCCAUCACCACGAAGCCAAACAUUGUCCUGUUGAUGGCUGAUGACCUUGGUAUAGGGGACAUAGGUUGCUAUGGGAAUGAUACUAUCAGGACCCCAAACAUUGACCAUCUGGCAAAAGAAGGAGUGAAACUGACUCAGCACAUCGCUGCAGCUCCACUUUGCACCCCCAGCAGAGCAGCUUUCCUCACUGGCAGAUAUCCCCUCCGAUCAGGCAUGGAUGCUAUAAACAAUUAUCGUGUUAUUUUUUGGAAUGGCGGCUCAGGAGGGCUCCCUCCAAAUGAAACCACUUUUGCCAAAAUAUUGCAGCAACAAGGCUACAGCACAGGACUAAUAGGGAAAUGGCAUCUAGGUGUUAACUGUGAAUCCUGCAAUGACCACUGUCAUCACCCUUUAAACCAUGGGUUUGGUUAUUUUUACGGCAUGCCUUUUACGCUAAUAAGUGACUGCCUGACAACAGAACCUCCAGAGAUGGACAGAGAAUUUAGAAGGAAACUCUGGCUUUACACGCAGAUGAUUGGUCUUCUUACACUCACUUCAGCCCUAGGAAGACUUACAGGCUUGAUUUCAGUCAGCUGGAAAACAGUGACCUACCUUACUGGGUUUAGUCUUUUGUUCUUUGCAUCCUGGUUCUCAAGUUAUGGAUUCAUAAGAUACUGGAAUUGCAUUAUGAUGAGAAACCAUGAAGUUACUGAACAGCCAAUGGUGGCAGAGAGGACUACGCCCCUUAUCUUGAGGGAGUCUAUUUCGUUUAUUGAAAGAAACAAGCACAAGCCAUUCCUCCUCUUUCUUUCCUUUUUACAUUCCCACACCCCUCUCCUCACCACAGAGAAAUUUAUUGGGAAGAGCAGCCAUGGUUUAUAUGGAGACAAUGUAGAGGAGAUGGACUGGAUGGUGGGCCAAGUUCUAGAUGCUAUUGAGAAGGAAGGCUUGAAAAAUAUUACACUAGUUUACUUUACCUCUGAUCAUGGUGGAUGGCUGGAAAGACAAGAAGGAAAAAGGCAACUGGGUGGUUGGAAUGGAAUAUACAGAGGUGGAAAAGCUAUGGGAGGCUGGGAAGGAGGAAUCCGUGUCCCAGGGAUAUUUAGAUGGCCAGGAGUGUUACCUGCAGACACAGUUAUUGACGAACCUACAAGCCUUAUGGACAUUUAUCCUACAAUAGUACAUCUGGCUGGAGGGGUAAUACCCCAGGACAGGGUAAUUGAUGGCCGGGACCUGAUGCCUUUACUGCAAGGAACAGUCCAGCACUCAGAGCAUGAAUUCCUGUUUCAUUAUUGUGGUGUUCACUUACAUGCAGUGCGGUGGCACCAGAAGGACAGUGGAGCCAUCUGGAAGGCUCAUUAUGUGACCCCAAUCUUCCAUCCACUCGGGGCUGGAGCUUGUUAUGCCAGAGGAUUUUGCCCAUGCUUUGGGGAAGGCGUGACCCAUCACAACCCUCCGUUGCUGUUUGAUCUCUCACGAGACCCCUCUGAAGCCAAACCUCUAACAGCUGAUGCUGAGCCCCUCUUUGACAUUGUAGUAAAGAAGAUUGGAAGAGCCAUUGAAGAGCAUCGCAGGACACUGACUCCAGUCCCGGAGCAGCUCUCCUUCUAUAAUGUUGUAUGGAAGCCGUGGCUGCAGCCAUGCUGUGGGACAUUCCCAUUCUGUUGGUGUGAUAAGGAAGGUGAUAACAAACUUGCUGAUCUAUAA
Rhea pennata is the source of this 1905-nucleotide messenger RNA. RefSeq names its product arylsulfatase D-like. Lineage: Eukaryota; Metazoa; Chordata; Aves; Rheiformes; Rheidae. Gene Ontology annotation, molecular function: arylsulfatase activity. Bases 133 to 1905 code for a protein of 590 amino acids. The record is from RefSeq and is a predicted model, not a curated record. The transcript is spliced from 11 exons.